Molecule: messenger RNA, 1218 nt
Organism: Cucumis sativus (cucumber)
Lineage: Eukaryota; Viridiplantae; Streptophyta; Magnoliopsida; Cucurbitales; Cucurbitaceae
Product: pentatricopeptide repeat-containing protein At2g21090-like
Exons: 1
Coding region: 1-1218 (405 amino acids)
Biological process (GO): RNA modification
Molecular function (GO): RNA binding; protein binding
Source: RefSeq, a predicted model, not a curated record
AUGGUGCCUCUUUCUGAUCUUUUCCCAUCCUUUGAUCACUGUGCUCGUCUCUUUUCAAAAUGCAUUCAACACAAACAUUUAAGGGUUGGCAUGUCCUUGCAUUCCCACCUUAUCAAAACUGCACUUUCAUUUGACCUCUUCCUUGCAAAUCGUCUUAUUGACAUGUAUUCCAAAUGUAAUUCUAUGGAAAAUGCACAGAAGGCAUUUGAUGAUUUGCCCAUUAGAAAUAUUCAUUCGUGGAAUACCAUUCUUGCGUCCUACUCUCGUGCUGGAUUUUUUAGUCAAGCUCGUAAAGUCUUUGAUGAAAUGCCUCAUCCAAAUAUUGUUAGCUACAAUACCUUGAUUUCUAGCUUUACUCACCAUGGGCUGUAUGUAGAAUCAAUGAAUAUCUUUCGACAAAUGCAACAAGAUUUCGAUCUUUUAGCCUUGGACGAGAUUACUCUUGUGAGUAUAGCAGGUACUUGUGCCUGUUUGGGUGCUUUGGAGUUCUUGCGUCAGGUUCAUGGAGCAGCUAUUGUCAUUGGAUUAGAGUUUAAUAUGAUUGUUUGUAAUGCUAUAGUUGAUGCUUAUGGUAAAUGUGGCGAUCCAGAUGCGUCAUAUUCUAUUUUCAGUAGAAUGAAGGAGAGAGAUGUUGUUACCUGGACCUCCAUGGUUGUAGCUUAUAAUCAGACAUCCAGGUUAGAUGAUGCUUUUCGAGUUUUCAGUUGUAUGCCAGUAAAAAAUGUUCAUACUUGGACUGCAUUGAUUAAUGCUUUAGUGAAGAACAAGUAUAGCAAUGAGGCCCUGGAUUUGUUUCAACAAAUGCUGGAGGAAAAAACUUCUCCAAAUGCUUUCACAUUUGUAGGCGUUUUAAGUGCCUGUGCUGAUCUUGCUUUGAUAGCAAAAGGCAAAGAGAUUCAUGGACUCAUAAUCAGAAGGAGCAGUGAACUUAAUUUUCCAAACGUAUAUGUAUGUAAUGCUUUAAUUGAUCUGUACAGCAAGAGUGGUGACGUGAAAUCAGCUAGGAUGUUGUUUAACUUGAUUCUUGAAAAGGAUGUAGUAUCGUGGAAUUCAUUAAUAACUGGGUUUGCACAAAACGGGCUUGGAAGGGAAGCACUUCUUGCCUUCCGAAAGAUGACAGAAGUAGGGAUAAGGCCUAAUAAAGUGACGUUUUUGCUGUGCUGUCUGCCUGUUCCCAUACUGGUUUGUCAUCUGAAGGAUUAUGUAUUCUGGAGUUAA